CCCCACAGCAGCGCUGGUUGUGGGUCAAAGACGAAUUCCUUAUAAAACCUUGUCUUGUUAAGUAUUGAUGAGUCACGGUAAUAUGACAACGGCUCAGAAGUUAAGACCAACGAAGCAGGAGACGUCUGAGUGGACGAGCCUGUUUCCGAAUGAAAUCGAGUGUCAGACGCAGUCCCUGGUGUUUGUCAAGAGAAUGAUGGUUGUGGCUUUAUCGUCUAUCACCUACCUCCGCGGAAUAUUCCCCGAGCACGCAUACAGAUCGCGUUACCUGGAAGGUUUGUGCAUUAAAGUCUUACGAGAGAAUAGCACCUCCACUGGAGCUUGUAAACUUGUUAAAUGGAUAAUGGGAUGCUUUGAUGCACUAGAAAAAGGAUACCUACAAAUCCUCUUUAUUGGAGUACACAGAAAUCCAGAUGACCCAAAUAGUAUUAUUGAGUCUUACCAGUUUAAGAUAAAAUACACACCGGAAGGGCCACAAAUGGACAUACUGAGCAACAAGAACACUGAAGUGCAGAUAACCAUGGAAGACACAAAGAAAGCAUCAGUCCUCCUUAUUCGCAAGCUGUUUCUCCUCAUGCAGAAUCUGGACAUGCUCCCGGACAAUGUAUCCCUCACAAUGAAGCUAUAUUAUUAUGACGAUGUGACUCCUGCAGACUAUCAGCCCCCUGGCUUCAAAGAGGGGGAGUGUGACAGUCUGUGGUUUGAGGGGAGAUUUGUCAAUCUCAAAAUGGGAGAACUGCAGACCCCAUUUCAUGUGCUGAAGGUGCGGGUCGCUGCAGAGCAUGGAAAAGUAGCCCAGAUUCAGAGAGAGAAUAUCCUUGAUGAACCCAUUCAAGUUUCAGAGAAAAGAAGGCAAGCAGAACAGGACACUGCUUUGUGUAGAGAAGAACAAUCAACAGAGGAUGACUCUGCAGACUUCAAACAACCACGCAAGACUGUAAGAAAGAAGAAAACAACAACUGAGAUGACCAAGAAGAAGCUGAGGAAAAGAGAAGAGUAGAAGGAGCUUUUACAUUUGUUUAGCAGGAGGUCAUUAAUUAGACGACAAAGGCAUGAACAUUUGUCAGUUUAGGAAUUUAAAGAUUGUAUUUUUUUUUUUGCCUACAGAGCUAUGUUUUAGUAUUCACUGAAGUCAGUCAAUGGAUAUGAUGCUGUAUUUUAUAACUCACUUUCCAGAUACUUUUACUUAAACCAGGCUAAAAUAAUCACAACAAAUGACCAACAACUACACGAGAAUAGACGAUGAUCUGAAUUACAUAUUCAAAAAGUGAGUUUAUUUUAUUAAUAUUGAGUUGUAACACUAAGGUUUUUGUGCCAUAGAAUAUGUAAACUCAGCUGUUGUAUACAAAUAGCUUCUCAAUAUAGUGGAAGAUAAACAUGGUUUGAAAUGUGUACUGUAUGUCUAAAAAAUAUCCUGUUCAUGAUUGUUGUUAUUUUGUUCUUGUUUACUUUAAA
This is a messenger RNA of Lepisosteus oculatus (spotted gar), 1455 nucleotides long. RefSeq names its product zebrafish testis-expressed 38 (gene zte38). NCBI's taxonomy places the organism in Eukaryota, Metazoa, Chordata, Actinopteri, Semionotiformes, Lepisosteidae. The record is from RefSeq and is a predicted model, not a curated record.